AUGCCUAUAUCUGUUAUUAAAAUGGAUCCAUCAAAAUAUCCUAUUAUUAGAAGGGAUGAUACUGUAAUUGAUGAUUACCAUGGUACAAAAGUGAAAGAUCCUUAUCGUUAUCUUGAGGAUCCUGAUUUUCAGGAAACAAAAGAUUUUGUUGAAACGUGCAAUAAAAUUACAGAACCAUUUUUGAAUAAUUGUCCUGUUCGUAAAGAAAUUAAUAACAAAUUAUCUGAAUUAUGGAAUUUUGAAAAAUUUGGUUGUUAUGCAAAACAUGGUGAUUAUUAUUAUCAUUUUCACAAUACUGGUCUUCAAAAUCAAAGUGUUUUAUAUCGUCAAAAAACAUUAGAUGGUGAAAUUGAAAUAUUUUUUGAUCCUAAUUCUUUGUCUAAUGAUGGUACUACUGCUAUAAGACAAUAUAAAUGGACAAAAGAUGGAGAGAUUCUUGCUGUAGGAUUAUCAGAAAAGGGAAGUGAUUGGGUAACUAUUAAAUUUCUUCAAUCUAAUGGAAAAUGGUUAGAUGAUUGUAUAACUGGUGUCAAACAUAGUUCUAUUACAUGGAUGCCUAACAAUAAAGGUGUUUUUUAUUCAACUUAUCCUGAUCAUAAAAGUGUUGUAGAAGGUACAAAUACUGAAAAACAUCAAUUUCAUUCUCUUUAUUAUCAUAAAAUUGGAGAUAAAAAUGGUGAUAUUUUAGUUGCUGAUUUUAGAUCAGAUCCUAAUCUUAUGUUGUCUGGAUGUAUUGGUCGUGAAGAUAAUUAUCUUAUUGUUGAUGUUUCAAGAGGUUGUGAUCCAACUAAUACAUUAUAUUAUUAUGAUGUUAGUCAAAAUGAUUUUGAAAUAACUAAAAAAAUAGAACUUAAACCAUUAUUUACUAAUAAUGAUGCAAAAUAUGAUGUUGUAUAUGUAAAAGAUGAUGUUGUUUGGGUACAUACUAAUCAUAAUUCACCAAUGUUCAAACUUAUUAAAGUAAAUUUUACUACAGCUAAUGAAGGACCAUCAAAAUGGACAACAGUAAUUCAAGAGGAUACAGGUAAAAAACUUGAUUGGAUUACACCAGUAGACGGUGAUAAAAUAUUUGUUGCUUAUCUUGAAAAUGUUAAAUCAACACUUUAUGUUCAUGAUUUGAAUACAGGAAAAUUAUUAUAUCCAAUUGAACUUCCUAUUGGAACAAUUUCAGGUAUUCAUUGUCGUCCAAAAGAAUCAGAAUUUUUUAUUGCUUUUGAAUCAUUACUUACUCCUACUGCAAUUUAUCAUGGUGAUUUUAAGAACAUCACUAAUAAUUCAUUGGAUAUCAAAGUAAUUCGUGAAACCAAAGUUAAAGGAUAUGAUAAUACAAAAUUUGAAUCAAAUCAAAUUUUCUAUAAUAGUAAAGAUGGUACAAGAAUACCAAUGUUUUUAAUACAUAAAAAAGGAAUUAAGAUGAAUGGUCAAAAUCCAACAAUGUUAUUUGGUUAUGGUGGAUUUAAUGUAGCAAACACUCCAUAUUUUUCUGUUUCUCGUAUAUUAUUUAUGCAAAAUUUUAGUGGAAUUAUUGCUAUUUCUAAUAUUCGUGGAGGUAGUGAAUAUGGUGAAACAUGGCAUGAGCAAGGAAUGAAAUUUAAUAAACAAAAUUGUUUUGAUGAUUUUAUAGCUGCAAGUGAAUUUCUUAUAAAUCAAAAUUAUACUUGUCCUGAUAAACUUAUCAUUCAAGGUGGUUCAAAUGGUGGUUUACUUGUAGGUGUAUGUUCUCAGCAAAGACCUGAUCUUUUUGGUGCUGUUAUCAAUAGAGUUGGUGUUUUAGAUAUGCUUCGUUUCCAAAAAUUUACAAUUGGUGGAGCUUGGAUUCCAGAAUAUGGUUGUUCAGAUGUCAAAGAAGAAUUUGAAUAUAUUUACAAAUAUUCACCACUUCAUAAUUUACGUCUUCCUAAAAAUAAAUUACAAUGGCCAGCAACACUUUUGAUGACUGCAGAUCAUGAUGAUCGUGUUGUUCCAUUGCAUUCAUUAAAAUAUAUUGCUGAAUUGUAUCAUGUUCUUCAAGAUGCUCAUGACUACCAAACUAAUCCAAUUCUCAUUAAAGUUGAAGUUGCUGCUGGACAUGGACAAGGCAAACCAACCGUAAAAUGUAUUGAUGAACUCACGGAUAUCUAUUGUUUUAUUCAAAGAGUUUUAUCAAUUGAAUGGAAAAAUGAAUAA
Messenger RNA from Strongyloides ratti, 2166 nucleotides. RefSeq names its product Prolyl endopeptidase. Gene Ontology annotation, molecular function: oligopeptidase activity; serine-type endopeptidase activity. The coding region runs from base 1 to 2166 and encodes 721 amino acids. Gene Ontology annotation, cellular component: cytosol. Gene Ontology annotation, biological process: proteolysis. The record is from RefSeq and is a predicted model, not a curated record. NCBI's taxonomy places the organism in Eukaryota, Metazoa, Nematoda, Chromadorea, Rhabditida, Strongyloididae. The transcript has 2 exons.